Molecule: messenger RNA, 1603 nt
Organism: Nymphaea colorata (pocket water lily)
Lineage: Eukaryota; Viridiplantae; Streptophyta; Magnoliopsida; Nymphaeales; Nymphaeaceae
Exons: 5
Coding region: 322-1419 (365 amino acids)
Cellular component (GO): chloroplast
Source: RefSeq, a predicted model, not a curated record
AGUAUCGACCCGAGUCCUCUACGUCGGGCUGUCUGUAGUUGGCAGCGAAGUUUGGGGUUUCAGUCUCCCUCCGAGUCAUUUUCCUUAGUCGAAGGCGAAGCUCUGAACCUGAUUCCUCCUCCCCAGUUGAACGUCCACCACUACCAGAACAGCACCUUCUCCUUUCUUUUCUCUUUUCUUUGCAAUCUCGUCCAUUUUCAAAUUGCCCAUUUUUUCCUUCACGAAGGUAAAGCAAUUACCUCUACAUGGCUUCCAUCAUUAGGUGCCCAGCUCAAAUUGGCACUCAUUACUGAGUAUUUUCCUUCUUCUUGGCGCCUUCGUAUGCGAAUGGCUGCUUCAGUCGGCGCGUCUUUCUCCUGGGCUUCCUCUUCUAGCUCCCCACGUUGCUAUCGCAAAGACUUCAGGCUGCAGCGAAGUUUGGGUUGGAUUCCCAUUUUGAGCCAGAGAUUUGUGCACCAACAACUGCCUUACUGCCAAUGUAAGCCACAUCUUUUCCUCUAUGACAAAUACAAUGGAAAACAUUGGCUUUUCAGGAGACAAAUUUGUUUUGCUUCUAAUCCAGAAGAUAUCCACUCAUCCGCAGAAUUAGAUGUUGACCAACUGAAUGUUGAAGAAAAUAUUGAGACAAAAACUAUGUUAUUUGCUCACCAGAAGAGACAUGAAGGGAAGCCAGGCUUCAUUUCCUUUCAUGGUUUUUCUUAUGGAAGCAAGGAAGAAGCCACAGUAUCUUCUCCUGGAAAGGAAAAUUUACCCUUCUUUUGGUUUGUCGGACCAGCUGUCCUUGUUGCAUCAUUGGUUCUUCCAUCUCUUUACCUGAGAAGAAUAAUUUCAACUGUUUUUGAGGACUCUCUUUUGACAGAUUUUCUUAUUUUAUUCUUUACAGAAGCUCUGUUCUAUGCUGGAGUUGCUGUCUUCAUUCUACUAAUAGAGUAUAUGCAACGGAAACGUCCAUUAUCAAUAGCUAAAGGCAAAAGUCAGCUGACAACCAGAAAUGGACUUCGUGUUUCUUCUGUUGUGACGCUGGUACUGAGCUUGACAAUACCUUUAAUAACUAUGGGCUUUGUUUGGCCUUGGACUGGACCAGCUGCUUCAGCUACUCUUGCUCCAUAUCUAGUUGGACUUGUUGUGCAGUUUGCAUUUGAGCAAUUUUCCAAACACAGAAGGUCUCCUGCUUUCCUUGUUGUGCCGGUAAUUUUUCAGGUUUACAGGCUUCAUCAGCUGAACAGGGCAGCACAGCUAGUGACAGCUUUGUCCUAUUCAGUUAGAGGUGCAGAGGCAACACCACAGACUCUAGCCAUAAACAACUCACUGGGGACCCUAUUGAACGUCCUUCAGUUUCUUGGAGUCAUUUGUAUUUGGUCGCUGGCUACUUUCCUGAUGAGGGUCUUUCCUUCUUGGAUUCCUCCCUCCGACCAAUGAGGUCAUGGAUUUCUUUCAUUGUUGUACCUCUUUGGCGUAUGGUUUAUUUUGGUAAAGAUAAAAGCCAGAUACCUGGUAUGGUCGUUCAUGAAAAGAGAAGAAAGCUUUUCUUAAUUAAAGUUCGGGCCAACUGUUUCCUUGUACAUCGAAGUUAUAAUCAUCUGAUUCAAUUUUUAUCAUAUUA